Messenger RNA from Zophobas morio, 419 nucleotides. Its product is annotated as protein tyrosine phosphatase type IVA 3-like. The transcript has 3 exons. Gene Ontology annotation, molecular function: protein tyrosine phosphatase activity. Gene Ontology annotation, biological process: protein dephosphorylation. Gene Ontology annotation, cellular component: nucleus; cytoplasm. The record is from RefSeq and is a predicted model, not a curated record. NCBI's taxonomy places the organism in Eukaryota, Metazoa, Arthropoda, Insecta, Coleoptera, Tenebrionidae. The annotation marks the transcript as partial.
AAAACUUACAACGUUACUGAUGUAGUUCGAGUAUGCGAUCCCACUUAUAACGCAGAAUUUUUUGAAAGGGAAAACAUUCAAGUUUGGGAUUGGCCAUUUGGAGAUGGCGAGGCGCCUCCUCAGCGAAUUAUAAGCGACUGGCUGGCUUUAGUCGCUCGAAGGUUUAAAGAUAAUAAAAACGCUACAAUCGCUAUCCACUGCGUUGCUGGAUUGGGAAGAGCUCCUGUACUAGUGGCGAUCGCGUUAAUUGAAUCUGGCAUGGAAGCGGAAGAUGCUGUUGAAAUUAUUAGAAGAGCCCGGCGAGGCGCUAUUAAUAGCAAACAACUCGUUUUUCUAAGAAAAUAUAAACCUCAACGAAAAAAACUUUUCUGCGAUUGUGUGAUUUGUUAGAAUUAAUAAAAGUUGUUAUUAUUUUUUGA